CCCAAGAGUGGGGAAACUGAGAGACAGCCUCCUGUGCUCCCUGACCCCAGAUCUCCCUUGGGAUUCCCUCCUCCUGCGUGGCGGUCCCUGGAGGACCCUGGCUUCUGGGUGGAUGCAGGGGCGCUGGGAUUGGAUUUCUGGCAUAAUGAAUAUUCAUCAGCCUGAGCCAGCCUCUGCUUCUGUUUACUUAGCCGGGAGGGGCUGGGUUUCAGGUUCACCUUGACUCCAGGAGCUGCAGCAGAGCAGGUACCAGCUCCUGCACCUGUUUCUCUUGCACCUGACGUGCAGCUGCUCCUACCCACCUCUCCUGGCUGAGCCUUGCCUGAUACAGCACCCUGGAGGCAACCCUUCCUCCCCGAGUCUCACCCUCCCAGGCAGCUCCUACACUCAACUGCUUCUCUAGGAAAGGUCUCACCUCCAGCCUGGAGCAGUCAGGAUUACAGCAGAAAGCCCUACCCUCGGCUUAGGGAGCGCCAUGACGACUGAAAUUGGUUGGUGGAAGCUGACUUUCCUCCGGAAAAAGAAAUCCACUCCCAAGGUGCUGUAUGAGAUCCCUGACACCUAUGCCCAAACAGAGGGAGGCGCAGAACCCCCCAGGCCUGACGCUGGAGGCCCCAACAGCGACUUUAACACCCGCCUGGAGAAGAUCGUGGACAAGAGUACAAAGGGCAAGCACGUCAAGGUCUCCAACUCGGGACGCUUCAAGGAGAAGAAGAAAGUGAGAGCCACGCUGGCAGAGAACCCUAACCUUUUUGAUGAUCACGAGGAAGGACGGUCAUCAAAGUGAAGGGCUGAGGAGGGUGCUAACAUCUCCUGGCUCCCUGCCAUCAGCCAGAUCUGAGACAGGACUUUGCCACGCUGGCCUCUUUGGCCAUAGCUGAAGCUGUGGGGGUAGUUGAUACCUGCUGGCAGGAAAUGGCUGGUUUUUAGGUUUGUAUUUAUGUGCCUCCACUUUUGUAAGGCCUGGGAGAUCCCAGGGUCCUCCCACCCUCCCCCCGACCACAUAUAAAGGCACUCUAGUUCAAGGGUGAAAACUCUCACCCAAGAGGAACAGCCCUCCUUGAAGCAAUGGCAGGGCCAGCAGAGAGGUGGGCAUGGCAGAGAAUGGAGUGAGCCAGACAGACUUCACCUCAUCACUGGACACAGGGUCAAGGUCAAGUUUGAACUGCUCCUCCCUUUAUGUUCUCUACCCGUGACUACUCCCUGGACCAAUCCUGAGGAGGGCACAUUUUCCAGAAGCCACGUGAUAGGGGCUGGUUUCUGUGGAGCCAGAGGCAGAGACACUGAACUUGAGCUCACCUCCUAACACCGGCAGUAAACUUCCUGGAACUUUGCCCUCAAGUGUGGAGGGGGCAGAGGACACUGGCACUCUGUUAGGGUGCUGUAGAAGACUAGACUGAUGGUAGUUUGGCCUUUUGGCUCCCGUUUUGGCCAUGACUUGUGCAGGUGGCAAGUCACACACCCUCGAAGGGAAGCUACAUGGGCCAAAUUGGGGGAGUGGAUGGGGAAUUUUCUCCUCUCCUUCCCCUACUGUAAUAGUAUUUAAGACGUAUCAGCUCCAGAGAUGAGUCCUGGAGCCUUGAAUUUUGUUUAACAAACUAAUUGUAGGUUUCUCUCUUUGUAAUAACAAUGCUGGAAAAGCAGAGAACCUCUUUUAUGCUCAUGUCUUGCAUUUAUUGAGAUGACUGUUUCUCAUGCCUUUAUCUUCCUUCAUGUAAGUAAAGUGGACCUUUGUGCUCAAA
Molecule: messenger RNA, 1742 nt
Organism: Chlorocebus sabaeus (green monkey)
Lineage: Eukaryota; Metazoa; Chordata; Mammalia; Primates; Cercopithecidae
Gene: PRR15L
Product: proline rich 15 like
Source: RefSeq, a predicted model, not a curated record